ACAAGCGGGAGCAGAUACCAAGAUUUGGAGGAAGACAGUGAUGAAGAAGAAAAAGAAGCGGAGAAAGCGAGUGCACGACGGAGGAGAAAAAAGCAUAGGAGCAGUGCCGACACUCAUAAGAUGCUGGAGGAAGGGGAAGAUGCGGAAAACGAAGGGGGGGAACAGGAAAAACCGUUUUUGACACCGGAGCUUGCAUAUCAGGAGAUGAUGGACAAGACGCUACUAAGAAAUUGAUGAACACGUGCCUCAGAAAGGAUAAAGGGUUUAUCAUAUACGAAGCGAAGUUGCAUGUCGUAGUCUGAGGAGCAACCAGUUAUUUUUUCUCAUGCGCAAGCAGAAAGCAGAAGCCGUAUGCAUUUUUUAUAACUUCGCGCCACAUCAGCAUCGCAUUCGGAUCUGUGACAACAUACAUUUUUGCAUUUUUUCCCUGGGGAGCGUUUUCAAGGUUUUAAUAGCUCAUGCAGAAACCCGAGAAGCACGAGUACCUCCAGGGUGGAACAAAACACCAUAAAAAUUUCGACUACGUACUGAAGAUGCCUUCGAAGGCCGUGGCGGAAGAUUACAAGAAGAAGCAAAUCACGCUGGAAAAAGUGGCGAAAAAGGCGAAAAAGUACGCCGCGGCGGUGAGGGAAGAGGAGAAGGACGACGAAGUAGAAAAAGGGGAGAGAAGCCGCGCAUCAGAAAGAGAAAUAACUCCAACACCACUACAUAAUCAUCCCCACGACGAGCACUUGUCGCCCCUCCAACAUCUUUCCCCCGUGCAAGAAGCUGGCUUAGACGAAAUCCACAUGAGCAAAAUUGCAACCGGUAGAAUAAGCAGAUCUGGUGCGAGCUAUUUGGAUCAGAUGGCUGCGGCCAUGUCGGUGGCGAGGAAGGAGGCAAAAACUACUAAAACUUCUGCGGCGACGUUAAAUGAAAAUGUCAAAAGCUACACGCUGAGGAACGGCGGUGUGGAUAAAACUGAAGAAGAGCACUCUGGUGUUCCUGGAGGUACUGCUGCGGCGGGGGAAAACAACGAUGAAAAACCCAAAGAAGAGGAGGAUGUAAAGCCGCACGGCACGAAGGGAACUAAAACGACAAAACCUCCUGGCAGUAAAAAUAGCAAACAACCCCCGAUCGUUCUCCCGCCGCACCAGACUAUAGACUCGAACGACCAUGCGCAGAACCCACAACCGAAUCUGCACGAGAAGGGGAAGGAUAAAAAAGACAAAGAAAAAGAGGGAGAGAAGCCGCCAGCACCCCCACAAAAAGGGGAAAACCCGCCGCCCCCACAAGACGAACCACCGAAGUAUUUCAAGCCGAUACCGUUAGUCCCGGCACACAGUUUGGUGGCGAACAAGGAGACGUUGACCUCUUCUUCUUCGCUUCGGGAGAAAGUGAAGAGUUUAGACGUUGGGAGCACGACGACGGAUGAAUUGGUGAAGAUCAACAAUAGACUGGAUGCGGAGGAUAUCAAGGUAAUGUUGCUUUGAAUCUGUAUUUGUAAAGUUUGUCAUGCGUACUUUCGCAUGAGUGGAUCUCCUUGUCAUGUAAAAAUCUCCAAAUAAAACAGCUCAACGCCAUCACCACGGCGCAAUCCAGUCUCGCUUCGAAACUGGACACUUUGAUUCAGUCUGUUGGGACCUUAACGGAAGACCACCUCGACACCAUCAAAGCCGACGUGUCGGACUUGAGAACCGCGGUAGGCACUUUGGAUCAAAAAGUCGCGAAAGAAUCCACGGUCGGGACACUAGCAAAGGAAGUCACCGUGCAGAAUUUCAUGGACUCUUUAGAGGAUUCGGUGGCGCACGCGCUGGCGAACAAUGGUGGGGGAUCUAGUUCUGCUUCUUCUUCUAACAACAGCAGCGGCAGCAUUUUCGGUAGCAGUUCCAGUGGCAGUGGUUCUAUCGACACCGACGCAAUCGCCACUGCAGUGGAACAAAAAGUGAUUGAGCUCCUCUCCUCUUCCGGCCUAUGAAAUGCAAAUAUGUCUGGGUCUGGAUGAAUACAAGGCUUGUCAUGCAUAUUUUCCAUGAGUCAUGAUGUCUGUGAUCGUGAUGCAUGCCUAGCAUCACAGAUUCUGCGAGAGCUUUCUGAUGCUCCUACCGCAUGAGAAGUGCCGUCUUUGCGUAGCAACAACUGGACCUCUUUUCCUGUUUAUGCAAGACAGAUUUUAUGUAGAAUCCAAAGGCAGCAUCACAAGUUGCACCCUUCCAGACCAAGACAUUUUUACAUUUGAUACGGCCAGCUCCAAACCGAUUUGAAAACGGAAAUGGCGACGAACGCGGACAAAUUAAAAACGGAGAUCCGGUAUGUAUUGGAAAUAUGUCUGGGUCUGGAAAGUUGUGAUGCAUGUUUGCAGCUCACAAGCAUCCUCCAACAUGGGGAAACGCAUGACAAGUAUCUGAGCGACUUGUAGGUCUUGCGUAAACUGCAUGAGAAACUGCGUUUUUGCAUUUACAAAAAAGCAGCGCGGUAGCGCAACAUGCAUGACAGAUCUUUGUCUCCUGUUAGUGGAGCAUUACAAGUCUUGCACAAGCCCAGACCCGCCUGACAUAUUUGCAUUUGAUAUCCGGACGGAAGUGCAGCAGGAUUUUUCCACCGAAUUGGAGGAUAAAUUGUCGAAUCUGGAUUUAAGUGCAGCGAAACUGGAUUUGAGUUCGUUGAACACGACCAACACGGUGAACAACUACGCGCAUCACGACCACCACCACGUGACGAACAUCAUUCAGGACAGUACUGGGUUGAACACGACCGUUGUGAACACUUCGGAAAUCGUUUCCGCUGUGGAACAGAAAAUGUUAGAGAUGUUGUCGUCUAGUGGGCAGUUGCAACUGGAUUUAAAGCACGAGAUGGCACACAAUGCGGAAUUAUUGAAACACGAGAUUAACAACAUUGACGUGCAACCGGCGCCAGCGCCUAGUGUUACAACCGUGCCUUCUGGUAAAUCCGCUGCUUCACCUGCGCCAGCACCUGACGAUGGUUCGGGAGACGACUCGGGCGAGGAUAAUGAAGCCGGCGACGGGGCAUCAAGCGAGAGCGAUGACGGAGGAAAACCAUCAUCAUCAAAUCUAGACGCGACCGCGGUGGCGAGUCAGGUGAAAACGGUUGUGGAACAAUUAUUGAACAACUUGCUCUCCUCUUCCGGUCAGUUACAGCAGGAUUUGAAGCACGAAAUGGCGAGCAAUUCGGAAAUGCUGAAACACGAAAUGACCCACAACACAGACAGUCUGAAGCAAGAGAUUAGCAGUAAUAGCAAUACAGGUGGUUCAUCUGGAGGUUCUAGCUCGGCAAGUUCUAAGAGUGGCUCUUCUUCGGGUGUUCCAGGCACGACUGACUCCGGCAGCCCGGCGGGUAACACCAGCGGUGAUAAUACUUCUAGCACAACUCCAGCCAGCACACCUAUCGACAUCGGGCCGAACCCAGUGAACAUCAGCGACGCGAAUUUCACCGCCGCAGAGAUCGCCCAACACGUGACCCACGAUAUGCCACAAAAAAACUGAGUAAGUGUAAGUCUGUGAUGCAGAAUAUGCAAAACAGUUACACUUGUCAUGCUGGACGUGCGUCAUUGCCGUAUUUCAUACGUUUUUUCACGUACUAGGUGCGCAUGACAGGUUUUCCCUGUAAUUCAAAACAAAUUUGUGAUGCUGCUCCUCCCACAGAGUUACACUUACACAGUUUUUUUCCUGGAUACACGAGGUCCAGCAAUUACUAGCGAAUUUACUCGCUCCUACUGGGGAACUCCAGCAGGAUUUGAAACAGGACAUGACGACGACCGCUGAGAAUUUAAAGUAUCAAAUGCAAAUAUGUCUGGGUCCGGAAGCUUGGAACUUGUAGUGCUGUCUUUGGAUUCCAAAAAAAUCUGUAUUGCAUGAGCAGCAACAGGAGUCCAGUUUGUGUUACGCGGAGAGGGAAUUGCUCAUGCGGGAUAGGCAUUAGGAAGCCCUUUACAAAUCUGUGAUGCUAGAUCAUGCAUUACAGGCGUCGCGAAUCAUGCAGAAUCUGCAUGACAAACCUGGCAAUCUUCCAGACCCAGACACUUUUGCAAUCCAUAUGAAAGACGAAUUAACCACCGAAUUGGAAAACCACAUCUCGACCGAAUUAGACAAGUUCGAGCCAGCUCCUCAGCCGACUUAUGUUCCUGUACAUACGCAACCGAAAAACAAAGCUGCUAAUGCGAAAAGUGCAGCAGCUUCUAAUACGACCACCCAGAGUGGUACUAACGGAACUGCUAGUACUUCGCCAUCUGCGUCCUCUUCUUCCCCUUCCGCUGGCGCAAAAACAAAUACUAACUCUGCAGUGGACGACGAGGGCAUUGCCGCAGUUGCGGACGCCGUGGAGAAGAAGCUCACAAGUUUGCUAGGCAGUUCUGGCCAACUCCAAACCGAUUUGAAAAAGCAGAUGGAAGCGGACAAGGAAGAGUUGAAGGGGCAUAUCAGCAGCGAGGUUGGAGGAAAUGCGGGUAGCGGUAGUAGCGCAGGACCAUCUUCCGCAGUAGGAGUGCCCGGUGGUAGUGCAACUGAUCCAUCCGCUUCGAACUCGUCUUCUUCCUCUUCCGGAGCAUAUUCAGGCAGUCCUGACGCCAGCCAGGCCAAAACCGUCGCCCAGCAAGUGCGGUUGGAGCUCGCGGACGCGUUUGCGACACUAGAAAACGCGGUGGAGGAAAAUCAGGAGGAUGUUGCGGAGAAAGUGGUAAAAGCGAUUAAGGACCAAGGGUGCUGCGACGGAGGUUCUGGGAAUGACACAAGCAAUUCAUCUAGUACAUUUGGCAACACCGUUUACAGCAACGCCGGGGUUUCCGCGACUGAAAUCGCGAAUAAGGUCAGGGUAUCAAAUGUAAAAAUAUCUGGGUCUGGAUGUCAUGCAGAUUUUACAUGACACAUGACGUCUGUAAUGCAUAACCUGGCAUCACAGAUUUUUAGCGGGCUUUCUGAUGCCUAUCCCGCAUGAGAAAUACCCUCCCCAUAUAGCACAAACUGGAGCCCUCUUGCUGGUCAUGCAAUACAGAUUUUUGUAUAAUGCAGAGACAGCAUCACAAGUUGCAAUCUUCCAGACCCAGACACUUUUACCUUUGAUACAGGGACGAGCUGCAGACCGUCAUCGCGUCAUUGGAUAAUUCGGUAAAGGAAAAUCAGGAGACCGUCGCGGUGAAACUGUUUAAGGCGUUGGACGCGAUCAACCAAACUUUCGGGAUCGGAAGUGGUAGUGCGGGUUCUGGCUUCAACGACGGUGGGAUGUAUCAAAUGUAAAAGUGACUGGGUCUGGAAGAAUCCAAGGCUUGUCAUGCUCUGCUAGCAUGACUCCAAAGGCUGUCACGCACAUUACCCAAAAGCCCCAUUUUUCUGUCAUGCAGAAACGCGAUUUGUCAUGCAGAAUACACAACACCGUAGGCACUCAGAAACUUGUCAUGCUGAGCUGCAAAUUGAGACGUCAUCAUGAUUGUCCUACCCGCAUCACAAGUUUCCAGACCCAGACAUAUUUCCAAUCCAUAGGAUGAAUAGCAGCACAACAGACGGGAGUGGCAGUGGCUACAUGAGCGGUGAGAUGACAAGCACCCCGACGCUCGCCACACAGGUGAAGAACGUUCUAGCCGAGCAGUUUGCGAUCCUCCAAACACAGGGAACCACCAACGCCGACGAGAUUAAACAGUUGCUAGAGAAUAUGAAAUGCAAAAAUGUCUGGGUCUGGAAGAGUGCACGUUUGUCAUGCUUGUCUGGCAUGACUCUCAAAUCUGUCAUACGCGUUACCCAAGAGCGCCACUUUUCUGUCAUGCAGAGACGCAGUCUGUCAUGCAGAAUAGGCAACACCUAGAAGCUCAGAAACUUGUCAUGCUGAGCCAGCACUUGUGGCCUCCAUACGAUACGCCACCCAGCAUCACAACUCUCCAGACCCAGACACUUUUGCAUUUCAUAGAGAAACUCAACAUUCAACUCGCCGGCUUGAACCUAACCGACUGGCAAAACGUGCACAAGAUCGACGACUCGGCUGCUUUGGGGAAUCAGUACGACCCGACAGUGUUGGAAAACAAAAUCAACACUUUGGGCGAGCAGUUGAGCGGGAAAAAUGUAGCUUCCGCAGUGGUGCAGGAAUUGAAGAACCAGUUGAGCGGCGGAGCGUCGGCUGCGAGUAGUGGGGAUGAUCCUGCUACAACUGCCUCAUCUACUCUCGGCUCCAACAGCGCAACGGAUUCAGAAUCUCAGUCCCCAGCAGACUCUGGCUUUUCUGACGAUACGUCGAACAGCUCCUCGGGGAUGGCCACCUCAGGGGCGGCGUCCUCUAGCCCAACAACCACCAACGCCGACGAGAUCGCGGCAAAAGUGAGUGAAAAGGUCACGGAGGGGCUGUUGAAGGUGCAGGAUGCGAUGAUACAAAACCAAGACAUGCUGUCCGAGCAGGAGGCGGCGCAGUUGGGGGAGAUUCUGAACAACACGGCUUAUGGGAAAAAGGCUGCGAGUUCGCUUUCAUCUGAGUCGGGCGGCGAACGAGUUUUAUCGGCGACCCCAGAGGAGCAGAAACAGGAGCACUACCAGCUGUUGCAGAGGAUCAAAGAGGAAGUCGAGGGGAUUGCUGCGAAAUUGUACAGUAGUGACAACUUCACGCUUUCAUCUGGCUCUUCUUCUGGCGUCACCGCAAUGAACCCGGCCACGGAAGAUAUCCCACGAAAAGCUGUUUCACUGGGAUGGUUUUGCAAGAUCUGCAUCACAAGUUUGCUACACAUCACACAGAACAUUUGUCAUGCGUGUUUCCCAGGGGAAAACACGCCUAAAAAUCCGUUGUGUUGCAUGUGUAGCAAGACAAACACUUUGUUGCUUCGUUCUCUGCAUCACAGGCUCACAGUGAAACAGUUUUUUCUUACGAUAGAAGAAGCGAGGGAUCAGCUGUUUGAAAAGAUGGUGGAAUAUCUAGAGACCAUCAAAGCAGCAUCUGAACAAACGAACAAAACGGUGACACUGGCGUUAGGGACAAAUCCAAUGGAGGAGGAGCCGACGUUGUUGUCCGAUGAAGAGAUUCUAGCGAAAAGAAAAGCCGACGAGAUCCGGAUGCAGGAAGUGAAAACGGACACCAUGGCGGUCUAUCCUCAGUAAAAACGUCCCCACACCAGAGUCAAGAUGGGGAUUUUGCAACACAAACCUAGGAGCUUUGGGAGUCACGCAUGACAAGUUGCACUCCGUAGUGUAGUGCAGGUUAGCAACUGCAGCCGCAUCACAGAUCCAUCUGCUUAUCCUGUUCACAGCAUCACAAAUUCCAAAACACGACUGGAAAUGUCUGCCAUAGGUAUGCGCAUCACCAAUGUCCUUGUCAUUGCAAAUCUGCAUGACAAUUCUGGGAUUGAGACGUUUUUCCUCAGGAUACGGUGGCGGAAAAAUUCACGGACAUCGACACGAUCAUCGAUACUUGGCAGAACACGCUGUCUGACGUAACAAGUAUCGCCGAGGCGGUGUCUGAGUUGAAGGACAAAGUCGGAAACGUCACUACCGCGAUCGACGACACGCAGAACACCAUUACAGCCGUUGGUACCGCAAGGAAAAUUGUUUCACUGUGAACUUGUCAUGCGUGGAAUCAAACACGAAAGUCAAGUGUUUGUGUUGCUGUGCCUGCAAGACAUUCGGUUUUUGAGCGUGUUUUCUCUAGGGAAGCGCGCAUGGCAAAUUUUGAUUUUCUGUGUCAUGUGUCGCAAACGAAACUCAAACUUGUGAAGCAGGUCUUGCAAAAUCAUCACAGUGAAGCAGUUUUUUCAUACGAUAGUUAGGGCCGAGAUGCAAUCGGUCCGGGAAGACGUGCAAGGGUCUUUGAGACGAAUGAAGAACGUCACCGAAGAUCUCUUCCAAGUUAGCAAGAUGGAGAAAGACCAAAUGGACGCUUUCGAGACGAUUUUCGAGGAUAUUGACAACGCGGUUUCUUUGAUGAGUAAAAAUCUCGGGAACGAAACGGAUGUCACUCGGGAGGAGAUGCACGGACAGUUAAGUGACAUGGAAUCGAGGUUGCAAAUUUUAGUGCAGUCGACCUUGGCGCCUUUAUCGCACACGAUCGAGACCUUCAUGCGGAGUCCGAGAAAAAGGACGGAGGAGAAAAAACACUUGGUGUAUGACCCGGUAUAGAUGGUUUUAUUUUCGAUCUACUUUGUCAUGCAUAUUGUGUUUAGUGUGAUCUGCUUUGUCAUGCUUGACCUUGAAGCAUAAAUAACACAAAACAGCAAACCAAAACGUCGAAAUGGGAGACCACCGAACUCGUUUCCGAGACCAAUGAACUGGCGCCCCAAGCCUCCACCGCGGAUAUUCAACGGGAGAUGGCGGAGUCGGUUGCGAAAUCGGAAUUGGCGAAAGCUAUCCUGUGUAAAAACGUCCCCACCCCAGAGUUGUCAUGCAGAUUUGCGAUUACAGGAACACUUGUAAUGCGCAGACCCAAGAGAGGCGUUUUCAGCCAUGUUUUGGUAUUUGUAAUGCUGAAAACAGGAUGAGCAGAUGGAUUUGUGGUGCGGUUUCCGUUGCUAACCUGCACUACACUACGGACUGCAACUUGUCAUGUGUGGCUCCCAAAACUUCUGGGUUUGUGUUGCUAAGUUCCCAACUUGACUCUGGUAUGGGGACGCUUUUACUCAGGAUAAAGGCGGUGGGGAAGUUAGCGAUGCUGCCGGACACGGAGUACGUGAAGGAGUUGGCGAAAAGUUUGACCGAUAAGGAUUCCAUCACCAAAGCGUUGGAGGACGUGAAGAAACUGCAGGACGACAGUGGUUCCAACAGCACAUUAUGCAUUGCAAGAGUAUGUAUCGUACUAGUAGUGAAAAUUGCAUGGCAUUUACAUUUUUUUUCAGGAAGAUUGCAAUAUAUCAAGAGCCUACUAGAUCUGUCAUGCAAUUUAUGCGACUACGAUACGUUUGCACUGCAUACGCAGAUGAUCUCUACAAAUCACCGGUUUUGAAGUCCCUUCUCGACGACAUCCGCUCCAAGUACACGGUCGCCGGAGCGUAUGAGAAAGUCGCGGAGGCGUACCAUACACAACUCGAGCAAACCCAAGCGGAGAAGGAUUUGAUGACGAAAGUGUACGAAAAAACGGCGUAUCAAAUGCAAAUUUGUCUGGGUCUGGAAACUUGUGAUGCUAGUUUGCGAAUGGUGGGCACAUUGCAAUACGCAGCUGCGCAUGACAAGUUUUUGAGAUCCUAUGUGUUUCACUUAUCACAUGGCAAACUCCAUUUUUGCAUCACCGGCAACUGGCUUUCUUCCUGCUGCUGCAUAACAGAUUUAAGGGCCAUGUGAAACAAGCAUGACAAACCUGCACUCUUCCAGACCCAGACAGAUAUUCAUCCCAUACGGCGGAGAACAUCGCGAAUAGCAUGGAGAAUUUGAAGUGGCAGCAAAAUUUGAAAAAAGACCCGCUGACAAGCGGCUUUGUCAACGACACCAAGGAGAAAGUGCAGAAGGAAGUGGAAAAUUUGCCGGAGGGGAAAGAGAUUUUAGAUGAACAGGCGUCGAAAGAUGAUGAUGACAAGAAGGAGGAAAGCGAUGAAGCUGAUAGUGCAGAAACGGCUGAACAAGAUGAAAGUGACACCAGCAGCUCAGCGAAUGAAACUACCGUGAGUACCAACGCGACCACGACAGUCGACGAGCCGAUUUUAGACACGCCGGCGUCAGCGGAUGACGAGUAUAAGGAUGAAAUCGUGCAAGAGGCUGGAACCGCUGCUACUGGUGUGUCUGAUGCGGUUUCGGGUACUGCAGGGAAAGCUGGUGAAGCUGCGGCUGGUGUUACUGGUGCUGUUUCAAGUGGUGCAGGAGAGGCUGGUACCGCUGCUACUGAUGCGGUAUCGAGUGGUGCGGAACAGGCUAGCGACGCGGUCAGUGGUCUCACCGAUGCUCUCACCGGGGGGGCGGAGCAGGUCACUGGUGUGGUUACUGGUGAUGAUUCAUCGAAAAACGACGAGGACGAGGAUUCCGACGAAGCAGAAGAAGAAUCUUCCGACGAGAGCGCCAACAACGAUCCUUCUGCUGAUUUGAACGGCGACGGGGAAGCGGAUGGGGUGAAUGGCAAUGAGUACCUGUAUCCCGGAGAAGACGAAUUGCUGUUAGACGAAGCAAGGAGGUCAUCUUCUGGGGAGAAGAAGAGACAGAAAUUGAAAAAAACGGAUUAUCUGGACGAAGUGAAACUGAAUAAAAUCCGUGCAGCAGUCCACUCCCGUCGUCCUGCGGCUCCCCGGAAGGAACAAGAACUAGACGUUGCAGCUGCGAAGAAAACUUUGCAGCAGUUGAAGGACAUCUUGGAUGAAACAAAACCUUCCGCACAACGCUUAGAAGAACAACCAGUCCCACAACCUGCGAGGAAGAUGGCGCUCAGGAAGAAGAAAACCACAAGCAAAGCUCCAAGCAAAAGGCCGAAAAACAUCUUCAACAUGGCGAAAUUUGUCAGGAGGAGGAAAAAAAGCUCCAAUGCGGGCACCGCGAUCACAAAAGCGUCUAGGAUCAUCGACGACCACGUUGCAGGGAAGAAGGCGGACGGGAAUUUCAUGCCAGUGUCGAAGAGAAAAAUCGCGGCAAGGGGAUUUUUGCACCCUAAAAGCAAGAUCGCGGACACGCUGCUGAGUAUGGGGAGCAACACCUUCCUUUAGGGUGGAGAGAAGUUGUGCAUGCGAUUAGGAAUAGGAUUCCGGUUCCAAUCCUAGGGAAAUGUCGCGCAUGCCAAACCUAAUGACGCGCGAUGAAUUUUUUUAGAUUUUCAGUCCGUUUUGAAUUUAUGGAAAUAGGCUUUUUUCUUUUUAGACACUGCUGCUUUUGAGCAGUUGCCAACUAUGAAAACAGAUUUUAGACACGCAAUCAAGGUCCUGCGCAAAGCAUGCAAACGUGCAUGCAGAGUGCGGCGGUCUUGAGAAAAACUUCCAGAGAAUAUAGUACAAACUAGAAUCAGAAAGCGAAAGACGAAAAGACAAUCUGUGUCAACAGGGUUCCAAGAAUCCGAUAGUGAUACAAUCCGAUAGUGAUACUAAUUUCCGAGCCCAAGUUAUUUGUUUUUCAUGAGAUGGAUGCACACUUUUUUUGUAGAAUGAAUCGCACAGCAGAAAACGAAUACAACGAGCAAGUACAACGAAAUGUAGUCGACCCGUUUCAAAUUUCAACAUGAACAAUCAAAAAUUCAUAAAUGCAACCUCUGUACAAGAAGGAGACGUGAGACCAAGCAGUAGAGUCAUACAGAAUUUCGGUUAGAAUAUUGUGGCUGAGAAGUGUAGCCGCAUGAGCAAUGCAGCGAAAG
Molecule: messenger RNA, 11214 nt
Organism: Amoebophrya sp. A120
Lineage: Eukaryota; Dinophyceae; Syndiniales; Amoebophryaceae
Source: the annotation of a GenBank genome assembly